Mizuhopecten yessoensis (Yesso scallop) is the source of this 4373-nucleotide messenger RNA. RefSeq lists its product as uncharacterized. The coding region runs from base 289 to 2688 and encodes 799 amino acids. The record is from RefSeq and is a predicted model, not a curated record. Lineage: Eukaryota; Metazoa; Mollusca; Bivalvia; Pectinida; Pectinidae. The transcript is spliced from 6 exons. Gene Ontology annotation, molecular function: protein binding.
AUUCCGAACAGGAAGCCAAAAUCAAAGUCUCGUCUAUAACGAGAAAAUCACUGUUGUUCUGGGCAACAUUUACAAAUGGCCGCCCAUAGGGGCAAUCCAACUAUAGUUUAUGCUGGAUAAUCUGUUUGUGCCAUUUUAUCGGUGUAUGCUGGCACUCAAACCAUGUGAGUGUGAAUCUGAAACAAGAAAAAACAAAUAUGGAUUGUGGAGUGAUCCGUUAACGGAAUUGAAGAAAGUCUUCACCAUCAGUGCUUCACCUCUAUUUGACCUUAACGAACAGUUUUGGCCAUGGUGAGCAUUCCUGAUUGGUCAAAGUUUGCACGGGUGCAGGAGGGCCUGAAGGACUCGCGCAAUGUGCACCUCAACAAAUACUACAAACAGCGCGAGGAGGAAGCUAUUCGCCAAGCUGAGGAGCGUGGCUACUUCAGAGUGCCCACACAAACCUACCUCCUAGAGGAAAAUGACUUUCGUAAUGGCAGGAAAGUGCGUGACCUCAGCCAGCUACAGCUGGUGAAGCUUGUGGGUGUUCACCUACGGAAGAUUGGUGACAUCGCCUACUGUGUGAACCUCCGCAUCUGUGUCCUUAGCAACAACUUCCUCACAAAAAUAGACGACCUUACAUCAUGUCGCCAGCUAGUCAAAUUGGAUCUCCAUAGUAACCAGAUAAGCAGUAUUCCUGGAGUGGCUUUCUGGUCUGGAAUGAGGAAACUUAGGAUAUUACAUCUCCACGACAACCCUCUUGGAAAAUAUGAGACAUUACAAAAUCUGGCGACUUGUCCGUCACUGAUUGUUCUAACCCUGUACGACACGCCCCUUAGCCUGAAGCGUAACUAUCGGCACCAUGUUGUCAACAGUGUUUGGUCACUCAAGGCGCUCGACCAUCAUGUCAUAUCUGAUGAAGAAAUCAUUGAGGAUGCCAUCUUCGGUGGGAAGUUUGGAACACUUCAUCCUGCCUUUAGGAUUGAUCUGUGCCCCCCUACAUUAGAGGACUCUGACUAUCAGGAGGAGCUGUACACAAUCUACCUGGUGGAGGCCUACAUCAACCACAUCAUGGCCCACCACUCUCCUGUCCUCAUCAUACAGCGCUUCAUGAGGGGUCACCUGGCCAGGAAAAGGUAUGGACACCUUGGUAGAAAGAUCAACCAGAUGAAGCAGGGUGGUGAGCUAUCACUGAUCCCGUCUGAGCUGAUUCCCCCGCCUCCAAGCUCCUCCCCAGCCUUUGGGGCCAGUGCCAGUGGCCAGGAUCUGUCUGGUGCUGGGAGUAUGAGCAUGGACUAUGAUACUUACAUAAAGGACCGUCGACCUGACACUUCAUCAGGGCCACCUAGUGAGGGAACAUUGACAUCUCUGGCAAAACCCACAACGUCAGAGAGUGUAGACGAGCCCCACCCAACACCACUGGAGGGUCACACACCAGUCCAGGAUGAUGACAUUGGCACACCAAAAAAACGGAAAAACCUUCUGAUCAAUCUUGCAAAGCUGCAGACGGGAACCUUCUCAAGUCUGUAUGAUGAAGCGAUUGCCAUAGAGACAAUCUUGCCUGAAAAUUCAGGAGAGAAAAUUGUGACCACAACAGAAAAGAAAUCACGGCGUAAGAAAAGAAAGGAACAGCAAAAGAAAGUGGUAAAAAGUGUGAAGCAGUUCUUUGGUCCUAUUAUGGAGUCAUCUGCAGCUCCAGAGGAAUCUCCCAGGGAGGAGGAGGAUGACACCCAGAUCACAGAGUACCGCCUCAGGGGGAUUAAACCAGACGUCAUGUACAUCGAUGCUACAACGGAAAUGAUUCUGUCAAAGCAGGAAGCAGGUCGUCUAGUGAGAGAUGCAGAGGAUGAAAUUCAUAUGAGAGCAAGGGAUCUGCCCAAACCAAAAGUCACCCCUCGCAAGUCUGUAAACACCAACCAACGAAUGUUUGCCCGUGUGCAUGGUACCAUGGGCAUCUCCAGUCUGCUGGCUGUUCACCAGGCCUACAGGGACCGGGAGAAAGCUGAACAGACUGCAGCCAAAAUGGAACACAUCCUUACAAUGCGUGAUGACCGUGACAGGGCAAAGGAGAGAAUACGCCUUCAUAAUGAUGAGAAACGUAACAUGGCUCUUCGAAAGCGUGAUGCUGAGCGAAGCCAAAUGCUGGAAACUCUUGAGAGGAAGGAGAUGAAAAGAUUAAGUUAUUUGGAGAAACGUACUGAUUUGAAGGCAAAGUCAUCAGAUUAUAAUCGAUCUUACAAAACAGACUUUGCAUUUAUCACAGAAUUCAGCAAUCAGCAUACGUCUGUGUCAAAUGCUCUGAUGCGACACGACAAGCAGGCACGUACUGAGGACAACAUUACCCUGAAGACCGACAUAGUUCAGUCUCACAACACUGCCAAGACCGAGCAGCAGGAAGUCGUUAAAAAGUACAUGGAGCACCGGCAGCUGAUGAGGCAGACCGAGGCGUCCAUGUCCCGAGCCACACUCGACACACGUAUGCUCCAGGAAGCCAAUGACCGGCUGUUUGAGGCAAAAUCUCGUGUUGCCCAGCAGAAAGCUCGUCGGGAGACAGUACAGACAUUCUAUCCCCUCCCACAACAUGUUACUCCUGCCCCUGGAUCCUCAAUUACUGAGCUCCCUCCCGUCAGUCCGGGAGCAACACGAUUUGAGGCCAACGUAAUGAUGACUCAGGGUCGCGUGGGCAAGCACCCAACUUUACUAACAUGAAUACAGCUCCAUCUCCUUAACAGUUCACUGGUGGUUCUCAUGGACUGGACUGGUAGGCCAGUCUACAACCAGGGUAUUCAUCUCAAAGUCUGAAGUAAAAUUGGAAGAACUUUUCAAAUCUUAAGGAUCUACUUUAGAUUCUUACAUCACUUUGACAUGAUCAGGUUGUUAUGGAAUAUAAAUUAUAAUAUAUAUAUAUACACUUGUAUAAAUAUUUUAGUUGUGAGUCAAAAUUACACAAUAGAUCCAAAGAAAUUUGUUACAUUAUUUAUGAAAAAACUAGCAGAUGCCAUAGAAUAAAGCCAUUCACUUUAACCGUAUUGUAGAGGUUAGGACAUACAACUAUGCAGGUUCUGACCUAUACAGGUUCCGACUCAUAGAGGUUCUAACUUAUGGUUUCUGACUUAUAGAGGUUUUGAAUUAUAAAGGUUCUGACCCUAUAAUUAUGGAACAAAGUGUGACUGAUGUAGGUUAAAAUUAAUUUAUUAAGUAUGAUACAUAAAUAACAAGAUCAGAUUUAUGUCUUUUUGAAGGAAUUAUCUUAUACUUAUCAAGCUAAAGAAGUUCCGUUACAUAACAAAGUUAUGUCCCCUGAAGUUAAUUACUAUAAACAUGAUUUUAUACUUUGUUUUUUGUUAAAUGACGUUAGUCUGUCCCAUAUUAGCAUUAUCAAAAUACUGAUGCUACCAGUCCCUGGUCUGUUUUAAACUCUGAAGUUUGAAUUUAUGGUUGACUCUAUCUAGUCUGUGAUAUGAUGAUAUUAAUCUUUCUAUACCACUACAUUAGUACAGUGGUUCAUGUGUACUGUUCUCGAGUGAAGACGUGUAUCAUUAAACUUUAUUCAUUCGUAACAUUGGAUACCAUAAUUAUAACAGCAUGAAUUGAGACACCUUCCUCCUGUCAAGUCAGUAAAAUCUGUCUCGAGACACCAUCCCUUCUGUCAAAUCAGUAAAAUCUGUCUCGAGACACCAUCCUGUCUGUCAAAUCAGUAAAAUCUGUCUCGAGACACCAUCCCAUCUGUCAAUCAGUAAAAUCUGUCUCAAGACACCAUCCUCCUGUCAAAUCAGUAAAAUCUGUCUCGAGACACCAUCCCUUCUGUCAAAUCAGUAAAAUCUGUCUCGAGACACCAUUUUUUUGUGUCAGCACUCUUGUAUAAAGACACAGUGAUAUCCAUUUAAUCUGCAUUUUAAGUAAAACUUGGCUGAUGUGAAAAUUAAUGGGUGUCUCGGGACAUGUGAUAGAAUGUUCCAUAGGGACAGGUUGUCCUAGGUGACCGGUUGUCCUUGUUGACCAAUUGUUGUUGUUGACAGGUUGUCCUAGGUGACCGGUUGUUGUUGUUGACAUGUUGUUCGUGAUGACAGGUUGUGCACUGUAAUCCUAAAACCAAUCUGUGAUAUUUUAUUUCUUAACUUAUUCUAGCAAAAAGUAACUGAUGACAAUUUUAAACAUGAUAUUUUUACAUUGACUAUAACUUAUAGAUUAUAACUUGUUUAAAUGAUCUUGUUUUUGUAUAUAGCUUUUUACAAUACAUUCCCACUGAAAUUAAUGUCUGCAUUGUUUUUAUUUUAGACUCAAUCAACUUUACCAUUAAAUAAGUUCUACUUAAAUAUACAGGAUACCUGUGUUAUCACUGUUGGUCAAGUUGAUGUAACAAUCUCCUGUAUGAAUAAACUAUUUUCUUAAUA